GCUAAUGUAUCCAGCUACUCGUUCAUGCACAAAAUGGAUCACGAAGAGUUCACGUCUGACUCCAGUUCGCCACGAGAGGAAAUCCCACACGAUGCUCAAGCUGCGCAAGUGAGCAAUUCUACAGGAUCGUCAUUGUUGCCGACAAAUGAGAUUCCCGAAGCUCAAGCACUGCUUCUGGACCGAACAACCCGUGAACUAGAACAGCUUUGUUCUAAAAACAUCGAGGUACAAACGAUCAAGGCACAUUUGGAGAGUUGGAUGGUUGGAUCGAAUUCAACGAAGUUGCAGCCGAAUCUUCUGAUUCGACUCAAUAGCUCAGGAGCUCUCCAGUAUGCAGUCAAGAAUCAACGCAAAGAUGUUGUGCGCGUACUGCUCAAUUACGAUCUCGUCCCAAGCGAGAGAUCGAUUUCAGCAGCAUUGGAUCAUGUUAAUAAUACAGGAGAUACGUCCAUGCUUCAGCUCCUGAUAGAUGACGGAUGGGAUAUCAAUCAACUCUACAAUAGGUCUCGACCUUCUAUCAUGAGUGUCGUCGUAGGCGAUGUAAACCUCGUGAAAUGGUGUCUGUCACUUGGUGGAGAUCCUAACGCAGUCAGCCCUUCCGGAAUGAGUGUGCUUCAUCGCGCCGCUUGCAUCGGGACUAUUGCGUCUCUUGAGGCCUUGCUCGCUGCUGGAGGGCAAAUCCAAUCACCCUGCCACUCCGACGACAUUGUUGCUCACGCUGCUAGCGUCCACGAUGAGUCCUACAAUCGAAUUCCUGUUAUCCAAUAUCUGUUGGAUCGUGGCGCUGACAUCGACGCCUACUAUGCGCAGCGCCACGAUCCCAGGGAAACGUCGGGGCUUCAACUCUGGAUAGGCACGCAGACAGCACUGCACAUCGCGAUCGAAAGAGACAGUCGUGAUCUGGUUGAGUUCUUGAUACAGAAAGGUGCAGAUCCCAGCAAACGUAUGUGGAACUACAGCACCGUAUGCGUCCUUCUCGAGGAAUGGAAAGGAAGGUCUGGUUGGGAAGAACAUAUACAAUGGCUCGACGCUAUCAGCUACGCCCGCUUUUUAGGUCGCGAGGGUAUUGUAAACUUCUUGCAGGGCUCCUGAAGUAUCGUGAUGCGAUAGUUACUUAGAGAGGUAGUUGUUGGGUUCCGGCAGGCAGGGUAUUUGAUUUCUCGAUUCCAGAGAGGCUGGAUGUGGUGUUUACG
Messenger RNA from Boeremia exigua, 1193 nucleotides. RefSeq names its product ankyrin repeat-containing domain protein. The coding region runs from base 25 to 1092 and encodes 355 amino acids. The record is from RefSeq and is a predicted model, not a curated record. The transcript is spliced from 2 exons. NCBI's taxonomy places the organism in Eukaryota, Fungi, Ascomycota, Dothideomycetes, Pleosporales, Didymellaceae. Gene Ontology annotation, molecular function: protein binding.